Messenger RNA from Erinaceus europaeus (western European hedgehog), 2585 nucleotides. It is a transcript of the gene SPATA2, whose product is annotated as spermatogenesis associated 2. Bases 237 to 1799 code for a protein of 520 amino acids. Gene Ontology annotation, biological process: regulation of necroptotic process; protein K63-linked deubiquitination; protein linear deubiquitination. The transcript is spliced from 3 exons. Gene Ontology annotation, cellular component: cytoplasm. NCBI's taxonomy places the organism in Eukaryota, Metazoa, Chordata, Mammalia, Eulipotyphla, Erinaceidae. The record is from RefSeq and is a predicted model, not a curated record.
CUUCUGCCCCCCGGUUGCUGCUCUCGGUUCCUUGCAGCCGGCGGGAGCGGCGAGAGCCCAGCGGGGCCGGGCGCCGACAGCUGCCCCGCUCUUCUUCUUUUUUUUCCUCUGGCCGCGCGUCCUCGCUGGCGGUUGCCUAGAACACUCCGCUGGCAACAUGUCGGUCCUUUCAGCCAUGUGCCUGCAUCUGACCCAGAAGCCAUGGAGGAGAUAAGGUAGCCCCCUCCCUGGAUGGCAUGGGGAAGCCCAGUUCAAUGGAUACAAAAUAUAAAGAUGACUUAUUUCGGAAGUAUGUGCAGUUCCAUGAGGGCAAAGUGGACACGACCCCCAGCAAACAACGACCUGGCAGCGAUGAGUCCCUACGUGUGGCGGCCUCGACCCUGCUCAGUCUGCAUAAGGUGGAUCCUUUUUAUCGAUUCCGGCUAAUCCAGUUCUAUGAGGUGGUGGAGAGCUCCUUGCGCUCACUGAGCUCUUCUAGCCUGCGGGCUUUACACUGCGCCUUCAGUGUGCUUGAAACGGUGGGUGUCAACCUCUUCCUCUACCCUUGGAAGAAGGAGUUUAGAAGUAUCAAGACCUAUACAGGCCCCUUUGUUUAUUACGUCAAGUCAACGCUGCUGGAAGAGGACAUCCGAGCUAUCCUGAACUACUUGGGUUAUGUGCCCGAAUUGGGCACUGCAUAUAAGCUCAAAGAGUUGGUGGAAACCCUCCAGGUGAAGAUGGUCUCCUUUGAGCUCUUUCUGGCCAAGGUAGAAUGUGAGCAGAUGCUGGAAAUCCACUCACAAGUCAAGGACAAGGGUUACUCUGAGUUGGAUGUGGUGAAUGAACGCAAAAGCAGCACAGAAGAUGUGCGUGGCUGUUCAGAUGCUCUGCGCCGUCGGGCUGAAGGCCGAGAGCAUUUAACAGCCUCGAUGGCCCGUGUGGCGCUCCAGAAGUCAGCCAGUGAGCGGGCAGCCAAGGACUACUACAAACCUCGAGUGACCAAGCCCUCAAGGUCAGUGGACGCCUAUGACAGCUACUGGGAGAGCCGGAAGCCACCUCUGAAGACCUCCUUGAGCCUGCGGAAGGAGUCUGUAGCAGCAGACUUGGGGGAUGACCUCAAGGACGAGAUCGUCCGGCCAUCGCCCUCACUCCUGACCAUGUCCAACUCUCCGCAUGGCAGCCCAGAUGACCUCCCAUCCUCUUCCCCCAAUAAUGGUCUUGGUCUGCUUCGUAGUACCUACUUCUCUGCUCAGGAUGACGUGGAUCUGUACACAGACUCUGAACCUAGGGCCACGUACCGGAGGCAGGACGCCCUGAGGCCGGAUGUUUGGCUGGUCAAAAAUGAUACCCAUCCCCUUUACCACAAGCGUUCACCCCCCGCCAAAGAGUCUGCUCUAUCCAAGUGCCAACACUGCGGUCUGUCCUGCAGCUCCUCCCUUUGCCAGCGCUGCGACAGCCUGCUCACCUGUCCCCCGGCCUCUAAGCCCAGCGCCUUCCCUGGCAAGGCCUCUUCCCACGACAGCCUGGCCCAGGGGCCAUCUCUGCGAGAGAAGUAUGCGGGCCAGACUCAGGGCCUUGACCGACUGUCGCACCUCCACUCAAAAUCCAAGCCCUCCACCACAGCCACUUCCCGCUGUGGCUUCUGUAACCGUCCAGGCGCCACCAACACUUGCACCCAGUGUUCAAAAGUUUCCUGUGAUGCCUGUCUCAGCGCCUACCAUUACGACCCCUGCUGCAAAAAGAGUGAGCUGCACAAGUUCAUGCCCAACAACCAGCUGAACUACAAGUCAACCCAGUUUUCCCAUCUUGUGUAUAGAUAGACUCGAUCUUGCACCUCCCUGCUACAAGGGCUACAACCACUGACCUUUCUGGUUUCAUGAGGAAGAAGAGUAAUGCCUCGAUCUCAGAAGCAGAGAUCUACACUUGACCGUGUAGGCGCUCGGGGAUCAUGGGGCCGCCUGCACCAUGUGGGAGUCUACCUGGCAAUUCAGAUACUUCAUCUUUGUUGCCUGACAGGAAAGAUGUGGCAUUUCCGUUCAGAUCCAUUCUUGUCUAUCCCGCCAACCCCUUUUCCCAUCGCUCUCUUUCUCCCCCUGCCCCCAGCCCCCCUGCCUCUUUUCCUCUUCCUUUUCUUUUUUCAGAGGAUUUCUGUGUCUAGAACUCCUGCCACAUCUACCCUUCCUUCCAAAAAGCCAACUUGGACUGGGAAGGCCCCUCCAGGUCACCUCCAAAUGUCCACCUGGAGCGGGCGAGCUAGAGGCCUGUUGGCUUGUGAAAUGAGCCCUCCUGCCAUACUGGGCCUCUUCCAGUGGCUCACCCCGUCAUCACCACCCAACUCCACCCCAGUACUUUCUCACUUCCCCACCUCUCUUCAGUUCGAAAGGCAAACCAAGACUAGUAUUUGCUGAAUGUCAUCCUCUGCCACCACAGCUCACUUCAGCCAGUGGUGUUGGUGAAUUUGCUCCAACUCACUAAAGGGUGGACUCUCCACAGUAGGACUGACCCCCCCCUUUCCUUUUUCUGUUGUUUGCACAUGCCCCCUUUACUGUACUGUAAAUAGAUAUUUUUAAGAUUUAUUUUUAAAUAAAUAUUCUACUUGCCAUGUG